AUGUGAGAGGACUCUCGUGGAUCCCAGUGGAGUGUCACCUGCUGGGAUUUGGAGUUUACCGCCCACGGGGAUACUCUCCUUGAAGAAUCGGAGAUUACUUCCACACAAAAAACAAGUCUUCAGUGUAAGUUGCUCACUUCUGGAUCUGGGCUCUAAUCACAGAGACUGCGCCCAGCAGACCUGAUAAGCUUCAGGAUAAAAUCAAUACCUGUGAAAUCUGAGCUCUCCGCUCCGUAACCAUGAGUGAGGAAAUCGAGAUAACAGACGAGAAAGACUGGACUGAGCUUGAACCCAACUACCCCGUCAAAAUCUUUCUGACAGUCUUUUACAGCCUCAUCCUGGUGACGGGUAUCGUGGGUAAUUCGGUCACUAUCAGAGUGACGCAAGUGCUGAAGCGUAACGGCUACCUGCAGAAGAAUGUCACCGACCACAUGGUCAGCCUGGCCUGCUCCGACUUGCUGGUGCUCCUCAUCGGCAUGCCGGUGGAACUCUACAGCGCUAUCUGGUUCCCGUUCACGACCACAGAAGGGAAUGCUUCCUGUAAGAUCUACAACUUCCUGUUCGAGGCUUGCAGCUACGCCACCAUCCUCAACGUGGCUACGCUUAGCUUUGAGCGCUACGUGGCUAUCUGUCACCCAUUUCGCUUCAAAGCCCUGGGUGGAAAACGCACCUCUUCCCUCAUCACCUUUGCUUGGGUGGUGUCCGUGGUCGUGGCCCUGCCGUUGCUGGUCGCUACGGGAACGGAGGGACACAUUCCCUUCCUGGGUGAUACCCCCGUCCAGAAUCUGACCUUCUGUACAAACCUGAGGGAGCGCUGGGUGAUGUACAGGGUCAGCAUCUUUGUGGCUUUUACUGUCUACAUGGUCGUGUUGGUCUGCGUGGCCCUCAUGUGCUGGGCCAUGGUCCUCGUACUCCAGAAGCCUUUAGGAUCCGGGGAUGGCAGCAUCAACGGAGCCCAAACGGAACCCAAGCACCAAAGUUCAAAGGUCAAGACAGCCAGGAAGCAGACCAUCAUUUUUCUUGGUCUCAUAGUGGGAUCCUUGAUGGUGUGCUGGCUUCCCAACCAGAUUCGUCGUCUUAUGAUGGCUGCCAUGCCCAAGUCCGACUGGACUAUUUCCUACUUCCGGAGCUAUGUCACUCUCCACCCGGUGGCCGACUCCUUCUUCUACCUCAGCUCCGUCCUCAACCCAUUCCUCUACAACCUCUCCUCCAGACAGUUCAGGGAGGUUUUUGUCCAGGUGCUGCGGUGUCGCCUCACUAUCGAACACAUCAACAAGCGCAACGUACGGAGCUCUCGCGCUGCCUCUGCACGCUCCCUCCAGCCCCUGCUGAUAAAGUCGUUGCGUCGCAGCAGGGCGAACCGCCCCACCCUGGCACAAGAGAAAACUCCUCCCUCCUUUACAACCUUUAAGAGUCAAAGUGACUCAGGAGUGGCUUCAAAUACUCAAACAUCUCUCAGCCUGACUGAAGAGUCUGAUUCAAUUCUCAAAACAAAGCCAGAUGUACCAUCAGAGACUGAAGUAUAAUGUACAAUUUAACACAGUGAACAGUACAAACUAAUUAAGGAUGCUUGUGCUGUGUCAUCAGAAAAACACAUAAAUAUAUUACUUUUACACAGUAAAAAGUCAGAAAAACUAUGAUACAAAAGCUCAAAUGUUCCCAACAGCUUGAUUUAUAGUUAAUGGUACCCAAGAACCACUAGUAAGGCUAUGGAGCACUGUUUUGGUGUUCAGGUCCUUAUGAUGUUUGCAUCUCAUAAGCAAACAUCCCACGAGGACACAUACGUACACUCAUAAACACGUGGGUGAAACAUUAUACUUUCCUGUUGACUGCAAAAGGUUGAAUGAAAAUGUGCAGUAUAUACAACAAGCCUCCAGGCAAUAACUAUUUUUAUUAGAAUUUGAGCCUUUAGUUCCAUCAAAUUUCAAAAGUAAAUAAGUAAAUCAUUUUGGGGAGCCAGCAGGAAGU
Messenger RNA from Cottoperca gobio, 1968 nucleotides. RefSeq names its product G protein-coupled receptor 39 (gene gpr39). Gene Ontology annotation, biological process: G protein-coupled receptor signaling pathway. The record is from RefSeq and is a predicted model, not a curated record. NCBI's taxonomy places the organism in Eukaryota, Metazoa, Chordata, Actinopteri, Perciformes, Bovichtidae. Gene Ontology annotation, molecular function: G protein-coupled receptor activity. Gene Ontology annotation, cellular component: membrane.